This is a messenger RNA of Limanda limanda (common dab), 1677 nucleotides long. It is a transcript of the gene mpp2a, whose product is annotated as MAGUK p55 scaffold protein 2a. NCBI's taxonomy places the organism in Eukaryota, Metazoa, Chordata, Actinopteri, Pleuronectiformes, Pleuronectidae. Gene Ontology annotation, molecular function: protein binding. The transcript is spliced from 14 exons. The record is from RefSeq and is a predicted model, not a curated record. The coding region runs from base 1 to 1677 and encodes 558 amino acids. Gene Ontology annotation, cellular component: cell-cell junction; plasma membrane.
AUGCCUGUGGCCUCCACAAGGACAGAGCCUGUGCCCCAGGUGCUGGAUGUGAUGAGUGACAGCACAACCAGCUCGACCACGGCCAAUGACCUGGACCUCAUCUACCUCAAAGGAAUUAUGGAGAGCCCUCAGCAGAGAGCUUUGCAUGAACACGAGGAGAGCCUGAGGGAGCCACACCUCUCGGCGGUCAGGGAGAACAACGUGGAGCUCCUGCUGGAGAUCCUCAGAGAUCUGGACCCCUUCACACACCGUUCGGACACUGCAGCUGAGCUUUCCUGCAUUCUCACAAAGCCUCAUUUCCAGUCUUUACUGGAGACUCAUGAUUCAGUGGCAUCCCAGGCAUGUGAUAGCCCACCCCCUAGCCCCUGUGAUGUAGUGGAUCAUGAAGCAGAGGAUGGCCACACACACAACCAGCACCCGCCACCUGAUGCAGUCCGCAUGGUGGGCAUACGGAAAGUGGCGGGGGAGCAUCUGGGGGUGACAUUCAAGGUGGAGGCUGGGGAGCUGGUGAUAGCCCGCAUCCUGCAGGGUGGUAUGAUAGACCAGCAAGGACUGCUUCAUGUUGGAGAUAUCAUCAAAGAGGUGAAUGGGAGAGAGGUGGGCCAAGACCCCAGGGUGAUCCAGGAGGAACUGCAAGCAACCAGCGGAAGUGUGGUUCUGAAGAUACUGCCAAGCUACCAUGAAGCCAUACCACCAAGACAGGUGUUCUUUAAAUGUCACUAUGACUACGACCCAGCCAAUGACAACCUAAUUCCUUGUAAGGAGGCGGCCCUAAGGUUUGAGACAGGGGACAUCCUGAAGAUAGUCAAUCAGGAUGAUGUCAACUGGUGGCAGGCCCGUCAUGUGGAGGGUGGCAGCACAGGGCUGAUUCCAAGUCAGAUGCUCGAGGAGAAAAGGAAAGCAUUCGUCAAGAGAGAUGUGGAACUGGCACCAGCAGGAAAUCUUUGUACUGGUGUUGGAGGGAAGAAGAAGAAGAAAGUGAUGUACGUGACCACCAAAAAUGCAGAUUUUGACAGACAUGAGAUAUUGCUGUAUGAGGAAGUAGCCAAGGUCCCACCUUUUAAGAGGAAAACUCUGAUCGUGAUCGGGGCCCAGGGUGUGGGGAGGCGGAGACUGAAAAACAUGCUUUUACUGAAAGAUCCACAGCUCUUUGGUACCACCAUCCCAUAUACCUCCAGAAAGCCCCAAAAAGAGGAGCGGGACAGUCGGAUGUAUGCCUUCACCAGCCGCAGCAAAAUGGAAACUGAUAUCAAGAAUGGGCGCUACCUUGAACAUGGAGAGUAUGACGGCAGCCACUAUGGAAUCAAGAUCGACUCCAUACAUGAGGUGGUGGAGGCAGGACGCAUCUGCAUUCUGGAUGCCAACCCUCAGUCUCUCAAAGUGCUGAGGACCUCUGAGUUCUUACCCUACGUGGUGUUCCUCCAGUCUCCAGACUUCGAGGUGCUCAAGGCAAUGAACCAGUCCGCUGUAGAUGCAGAAGUUGUUACUAAAACACUGACGGAUGAAGAGAUGCAGAGGACGUGUGACGAGACUGCUAAAAUCCAGGCAGCAUAUGGUCACUUCUUCGAUCUCAGCAUCGUUAAUGACAACCUGGAUGAGACCUACCGCACGGUCAAAGCCGCCCUGGAAACGGUGUCCAAAAACCCACAGUGGGUCCCCGUCACCUGGGUGUUCUAG